AUGGAGACACUCUUGAAACUGAGUACUCAGCCACGAUUCGGCGUCUGCGCGUCCACUACACAUCGAUCGAUCUCCCAGCGCCCGGUGACUUGGAAUACCCUUCGCCACAACAUAGGCACGCCGUAUUUGGCCGCGGCGCCGUACGCAGUGGUGCGUAUGCUUCUCUUGUUCAAACUUGAGUGGCUGCCACCCGACCUCGCAUACUUUGUGGUGCAGCUUGCAGUUGUUAUUGUACGCGAGAUGAGGUUACCGCAGAUGGAGGAUUACGAAAAGUGCGACAACCCUCUCGAAACACAGCUUCCAUCAGAAAAUGGCGCAUACUGA
This is a messenger RNA of Akanthomyces muscarius, 324 nucleotides long. RefSeq lists its product as uncharacterized. The transcript has 5 exons. Lineage: Eukaryota; Fungi; Ascomycota; Sordariomycetes; Hypocreales; Cordycipitaceae. The coding region runs from base 1 to 324 and encodes 107 amino acids. The record is from RefSeq and is a predicted model, not a curated record.